Sipha flava (yellow sugarcane aphid) is the source of this 4615-nucleotide messenger RNA. Its product is annotated as transient-receptor-potential-like protein. Gene Ontology annotation, molecular function: inositol 1,4,5 trisphosphate binding; store-operated calcium channel activity; protein binding. Gene Ontology annotation, cellular component: cation channel complex; membrane. NCBI's taxonomy places the organism in Eukaryota, Metazoa, Arthropoda, Insecta, Hemiptera, Aphididae. The coding region runs from base 376 to 3465 and encodes 1029 amino acids. The record is from RefSeq and is a predicted model, not a curated record. The transcript is spliced from 14 exons. Gene Ontology annotation, biological process: regulation of cytosolic calcium ion concentration; calcium ion transmembrane transport; manganese ion transport.
GAACGACUGUCGCACGCGGAAGCCUAACCUUCGAGAAACCCGGUCUGACCGGAUCGUUUUUUUUUUUAAAAAUUUCGCGUCUGCUCCGAGUGUAAGACGCGCGCGAUACUACCUGUCGCGUCAAGGCGUACCGCAAUUGUCGUUCCCUCGGCUCUGUUUGCCGCUCGAUUACUUGGCCGCAGUCGAUUCCGUCGGCGCGCGAGGCGAGGAGAGAAAACAAUCGAACAAUUUUUAAUCCGAACACGGAAAUAUCCCCGCGUCGACUGUGGCGUCGGUCCCUUCUGCGCCAGCCCUUCGGCGUACGUCUUCGCGACCGAAACGCCAGAGUGCACGCGUGCUUCGGUGCUUUAGUGUACGUUUUUUUAUUUGCUCAUCAUGAACCGGAUGGCCAAGGACCGGUACUCGGCGAAGUCUCUGUCGCUGGAGGAAAAAAAGUACCUGUUGGCCGUGCAACGGGGAGACGUGGCCAACGUGCAAAGGAUGAUUCAACGAGCCUUUCGUUCGGGUAACAUAGACAUUGAUUGUGUUGAUUCAUUUGGCCGAGGUGCCAUCAACAUAGCGAUUGAAGCCGAAAAUCUGGAAAUGCUCGAAAUGCUGGUGGUGAUGGGCGUUGGCCCAAAAGAUAAUCUACUGCAUGCUAUCAACGCCGAAUUCGUCGAGGCUGUUGAACUUCUCCUCCAAUACGAAGAGUUGGUACAUACGGAAGGUGAACCAUACAGCUGGGAAAGAGUUGAUUGGAAUACUGCUUAUUUUACACCGGACAUAACGCCACUUAUUUUGGCAGCACACAAGAACAACUAUGAAAUUAUCAAAAUGUUAUUGGACCGAGGCGCCACAUUACCGAUGCCACAUACAAUCAAAUGUGGGUGUGAUAAGUGUAUUACAGCGUCAAAAACGGAUUCACUGAGGUAUUCGAUGUGUCGAGUAAAUGAAUACAGAGCACUGGCAAGUCCAUCGCUGAUGGCACUUUCGUCAGCUGAUCCUAUACUCACUGCUUUUAAGUUGUCAUGGGAAUUGAGGAGAUUAGCCAGAAUAGAAAAAGAAUUCACCAAUGAGUAUAUGGAACUACGACAACAAUGUGAGCAAUUUGCUGUUGAUCUGCUUCGACAGACCCGAAGCUCUCAAGAAUUAGAUGUGAUUUUAAAACAUGAUUCGGAAAAUGCACCUAGUAUAGGGUCUAUGAAACUGAAACUAAUCGAAUUGGCCAUAAAAUAUAAGCAAAAGAACUUUGUCGCUCACCCCUAUAUACAGCAAUUUUUGGCCACCGUUUGGUAUGAAGGACUUCCAGGAUUUCGCCGUUUACGACUUUAUAAACAAAUAAUUCAAAUUAUGAAAAUUGUUUAUUUCUUUCCAUUCUACUGCCUUGUGUACUUAUAUGCACCCAGUGCUCAAAUAGGAAAAGUAAUGGAAAAACCAUUUAUGAAAUUUUUGAUUCAUUCAUCUUCUUAUCUUUCAUAUUUAGGUCUACUGGUACUCGCAUCACAGAGAGCUGAAACUCAGUUCAUACAGCUUUUUGGGUCCGAAUCCAUGAUUAAAAGUUUAGAGUUGCGGUUACAACAUCAACGAGGCAACGGACCGUCGUACAUCGAACUCCUGAUCUUGCAUUUCGUUAUUGGGUAUAUUUGGCAAGAAAUCUUAGAAGUGCGGAAAGACGGGCUGAAAAGAUAUCUUGCACACAAUGCAUGGAAUUACGUGGAAUUCACAAGGAACAAAAUGUACGUGAUUGUGAUUGUAUUGCGCGUUUAUGCGUAUAUUAGCGAAAAUAUGCAAAUUACUUAUGAUCCUUCGUCAGCAUUUAUUCCCCGGGAAAAAUGGGACACGUUUGAUCCACAAAUCGUGGCCGAUACACUAUUUGCUGCGGCUAACAUACUCAGUGCUUUGAAACUGAUUCACAUGUGUUCAAUAAGUUCACAUUUAGGACCUUUACAGCUGUCACUGAAACGUAUUAUGAUCGAUAUACUUAAGUUCUUCAGUAUUUACAGUCUGGUAUUAUUUUCGUUUGCUUGUGGACUUAAUCAAUUAAUGUGGUAUUAUGCGGAUAUGGAACGAAAAAAGUGUGACAGUUUAAUGGAAAAUGGAGGCAAUGAAUCAUGCUCAAAAUGGAAGAAUUUUGGAAAUGUGUUUGAAUCUAUACAAACUUUAUUUUGGACUGGUUUUGGCGAAGUCGAUUUAGAAACUUUCGAUCUACCGGGUAUGAAUUCUUACACGAGAGUUUGGGCACUUUUUAUAUUCGCUACUUACUCGGUCAUUAAUGUAACCAUUCUUUUGAACCUGCUCAUCGCUAUGAUGUCUAACUCUUAUUCUGUCAUAGAGGGUCAAUCAGAUAUAGAAUGGAAAUUUUCCAGAUCAAAGCUUUGGCUGAGUUGUUUCGAAGAAACACCAACACUUCCCUCACCUUAUAAUGUCUAUCCUACGCUAAAACAAUUCAAGAAGCUUUUUUGUUUUUUAUUGGAAACUCCAAAAAUAAUUCCUUGGUCUCAAGAUAAAAAUGCUGAUUAUAACAUAAAUAAAAAUCAAAGAGAGAAUGAAUUCGCAACUGUAAUGCGGGCACUUAUUUGGCGCUAUGUUUCAAUGAAACAUCGAGAAAUGGAAAAUAUGGAUGUAACUGAAGAUGAUAUUAACGAAGUUAAGUCUGAACUGAGCAGCAUGAAGUACGAUUUUCUAGAAGUACUUCGCAAAAAUGGAAUGGAAGUUCCCAGUGAUCAUCGUAAAAAUACCAUGGGUAGAAAAUCGAAGAUCUGGGAGCGUCGACUGAUGUCGGACUUUUACGUGGCACCAGUGUUGCCGGACGGCAGCAUUUGCAGUAGUGGCAGCGAGGUGUUCGAACGGCAGCUGCGGCCGAUUGACCGAUUCCGUAAUGCGGUCAGAACAGUGGUGGCGAAUUCAGCGUCCGGCAGGUGGCGGACCAUCAUAUGCGGCGUAUACCAAAACUCGCCGAUCGGUAUCACGGCCAGACCUGAAUCGUUCGUCAACAAGCAGAACUUGCAGUGGGCAAUGAACGAAGUGUGGUGCACGUUGCGUGAGAAGAAGUCACUCGCGGUGCCACCGGCCCGUUCGCAGCCCGUGGCGGUGGUCGAGCGGUGGUCUCAGCCGCAGCCGGCGUCGUACCCGUUCGAGUUACCGGAGCGCCGGAGCACUUUGCGCGCGCUCAUUAACGAGUUCCGCCGCGACGAGCACCAGCACCGGGACGUGACUGGCGGCGGCUGCGGUGCCACAUUGUGGGCGGGCGAAGCGACGGUGCGAGGGCAGCUGCUGAAGGGACCGUUACCGCAACAGGAGCAGGAGCAUCGCCGGUGUAAGGACCGUGGUAUGAGGAAGUCCGCAUCCGUGUGGUACGCCACGCCACCCGCGCUCGAUCGGCCGCUUGUGUCUCGGACGAGCAUGCCCGACCUCAGGCCGCCGGACUCCCGGAGACGUGACCAUCGCCGGGACGACGGGACCGAUCGGAUACCCGAGGAACGUUGACCUGGUUGCGAUGGAUGCACCGCACUUGCGUGCGGCGCAUCCUUUCUGCACCAGCAUGGGAACACAAGACCACCCGAGUCCCGUCAGCUCCCGUCCUUGAACAGUGCGACGAAGUUGGAUGGAAUAGCAUAACCCAGUGAUCCUCGGUGUCACCGCCGCACAUGCGCGUUUAUUAGUUAAAAUUUUCAGCGGUAUAGUCGUUUUGUCUGUAUCGUGCCACCCGUACCAGCUACUUAGGGACCGAAAUGGCCGACCGCUAUACUUCACGUAUGAAGUAGUACGCUUCGUAACUCUAUCGAGCGGAUAUGAUUUAAGCGUAAACUGUCCGACCGUUUAACCUGUUAGGGCUGACAUCGUUAAGAUUCCGUUAGAGCACGUCACUUUAGAAGAUUUACCGUUACCUAUCUUGUCUAGGAAAACAAAAAUCCCUCGUCAACCGUUAAAACUAAUAUUUAUACAAUGUAUUCUUUAUGCGGAUUUAUCGUCUUAAAACGUUUAUUUUGAUUAACCGAGAGUGCGUUGUACCGUAAUUUAGUUAUGAGGGUAUCGUGUGUUGACGUUAGUUUGCCAUGGAACCUGUGAAAAGUGUGUGAACACUUGUUCUCGGACAAAGUCAUAAAAUUAAACGAUUUAAGAAAUAGACAUUCCUGCUAGGGUAAUAUACAAUUAAAUUUAUAAUUUUUAACGAUUAGUUUACAUUAGAGAACUUUAAGAUACGCUCCGGAAAAAUUUUGUUUUCAAAUGGUGUCACCCACUAAAAAGUUAGCACAACUUCUUGAAACUCGAAAAGUAAAUUAUAAGAAACUCAGUUAACUUUUUAAUAAUGCCAAGCGAAUCUUUUAUACGCUCGAUGUCAUUUGGAUCAAGUGUGCCGUAUAAUUAAUGGGAUCAAAUUUGUGGGCGAAUUAUUUCAUUAUACUUGUAAUUUUAAUAAAAUGGUUUUCGGUUUAAACGAAUCUGGUGCAUAAACUAACUAAACAGUAAAUUAUAAAUUGUGUUGUAUAGUAUAGAGUAAUAUGGCUCAGCUGUGAGUCUUCUUCAAUCUUUUUCGCCCGUUUUUUCAUUCUAAUUUACUAAUUGAUUUAUUUUAUAAACGAUGUAUAGAUUUUAAAUAUUCAAUAAACGCUUUUUCUAAAAAAAAAAUCAGAUA